AUGGGUCCGUCAUCUCCAGAGAAUUUUUUACCCUUCAAAGAACCAAAUGACCAUUCAAAAGUAAUCAGGGUGGAUAGAGGAUUCGGUCUUCUACUUGAGGUCCCUACUUCUCCAAUCCCAACUCCAGCAUAUGUCAGUGUAUCUGAUGUCGCUGACAAGGAUGUUAGGAAAUUGGAAAAAAACUUCAAGCAAGGGAGCCAUGUUCGUGCUCGGAUUCUUGGAUUUAGGCACUUGGAAGGGCUCGCUAUGGGUGUUUUAAAGAGUAGCGCCUUUGAAGGUUCAGUUUUCACUCACUCCGAUGUGAAGCCUGGCAUGGUGGUAAGAGCUAAAGUAACUGUUGUGGACAAUUUUGGGGCCAUUGUUCAAUUUCCCAGUGGUGUCAAGUCACUUUGUCCCCUUCGACAUAUGUCAGAGUUUGAAAUAGCAAAGCCUAGAAAAAAGUUUCAGGUUGGAGCUGAACUACAGUUCCGUGUGCUUGGAUGCAAGUCCAAGAGAAUCACUGUUACUCACAAGAAAACACUAGUAUGCUUUUCCAGACUUACCAUGAACAAGCUUAUAAACUUUAAAGAACUCCUUUAAAACUUAAAUUAGAAGUUCAAACC
Molecule: messenger RNA, 602 nt
Organism: Camellia sinensis
Lineage: Eukaryota; Viridiplantae; Streptophyta; Magnoliopsida; Ericales; Theaceae
Source: RefSeq, a predicted model, not a curated record